AUGGCCACUGACAACAAUCUUCCUCUUGUCAAUUUCACAGACGAAUCCAAUGCCCUUCAGCCUUGCGAGAGCCGGCGCGGUGCCGCGAACGGCUGCCUCAGCAUUGCAACUCAUGCGCUUGGAAAUCAAAACUCGGCUCUGGGCAGCCGCAAAGUCUGUCGGCCAUGCUUCGAAUACUAUGUUCGGAAGCCAGAUACUCUAAAAGCUCGAAACUCACGUUCUGCGCCUGAUCUCUAUGAGAAGGCACGAGAAAUCCGGCAGCAAAACAUCCAUGCACGCACUGGUGUGAUCACAGAUGUCUCUCACUCGAAGCGGAAGAUACUCCCACUUCCCCGAGACCCUAGUGCUUCAAGCGGAGCCAUGGGUCCGCCACAGUAUAUUCCGAGCGGAGGUGCUAGAAGCUUCCGGAGCCCCUCGCCCUCAAACUCACUUUCAUUCAAUCCGUCCACGGGAUACUCUUCGAACCACACCAGUUACCAACAGUUCCGCGCUCUUGUCGGCCAAAGUGCGGCCUCCGGUGUGUCUAUUGACACAAUUAACAUUCUUGCGCAAGUUCGUUACGAGGUGGCAAACAAGCAGGGAGGGCAACAGUUCAAGACUAUCAGUGAAGGGCUGCUUGUCCCUGCCCGAGUCACUGCGUCUACAUUACUGGAUCUGACUGUUUCAACAGUCAUGCCGCUACUAAACAAGGCUGUUGCACCGUUCAAAUUCGAACGGAAGCACAUGACCGUACGAGAUGUUGACCGCUGGGUCAAUCUCGAGAUUGAACCUGCUGAUUCUCAUGUUCUCGAGAGCCUGUGCUACAAGAUAUCAAGGGCUAAGGGUAAAGAAAAGGGCCCUCCUGUGUUCACUAAACCCCGGAAGCCCCCUGUUGUUGCUCUGGUCAUCGGAUGUGAUGAAUGGCAGCGGUACGAUGACUGGUUGGAUCAGCGAUUCACUGCCAAGGAAUCUGAGCAGUCGACGAAUGCACCCAUACAAUUGCCACUUUCCGCAUCUACCACUGAAUCAACUCAGACCGAAUCAAUCAAUUCUUCAUCUCAGACUUCUAGUUCGCACAGCAGCGUCUUGCGCCCUCAAACUCCACCUCGAAGCCUCAAGCGUGCGGUGCCAGAUCACGAGUCGCCCGACCAACAACGCUUUCGGGAAGCUUUGAUUGCGGGUGGGAGCCGUGCAAUGAACAAACACGGCAGGAUUCCUAUUACCGAAUCGAUUCACAUUUUCCAAAUCCCUCUUCGUACCCUAAACAAUCUGCUUAGCUGUGUGGCCACUUCACCAGAAGCGAGCAUUAAAUCAUCAUCCCCAAAGCCAUAUUUUGAAUGCGACCAAGCGCAGGCCCAACUGGGCACGCUUUCGACCGAUCUUUCCCAGCGUCUCGGGGUUGGGAGUUUCAAGGAUGCUCAUGUUGGGUGGCUUCGAAUGACACCGCUGUCCCAAUCAGGACUCGGUCGGAUCAGGAACCAGAAAAUUGCCGUCAAGCGCCUUUUCUGCGGACGGAGCACUAAAGGUUCUCUCAUUCGUCUUGGGUGUCGGGAUGAAUAUGACGACACCAUGAUCGAGGCCAAUGUCCAUCUUUGGAGUCAGGCUCUCUUUAUGUCGGCCAUGUCCUUUGUCUCACACCGCGUUCGGUCUGCUGUCAAGCAGAUUCCUCCUUCGCUUGUUAUUCCUGAUCUCCGCUUCGUUGAUGCAGCUAUGGGUCAGGUUCACAAGGGAGUUUCGGGUAAUGCAGUGGCCAAUGUGACUUCCCUGACGAGGACGUACCUUCUGGAGGAGUUGAUUCCCCUCGAAGUCGCGGGAGAGUUCAAGAAGUUUGUUCAUAACAGCGAAGCCAAGCCUGCGUUGCAGAAAGACGAUCCGGGCUAUUAUAUCGCGGAAUUUCUGUGCUUCACGCAGCAUUAUCAGUACACAAAGUCUGGAGGCCUUGUGUUCCUCUCUGACUAUCAAGGCUCUACAACGCUUCUGACAGAUGCUCAAGUCAUGACUUCCCCCGAAUUGACUCUGGAUGAGGUUUUUGGCGGAGGUAAUGUUCCUUCGGUGUUCAGCAAGUUUGAAUCCGAGCAUGCAUGCAAUGAGUACUGUCAUGCAUUUGGAAUGACGCCGUUCAUUGCUCCCAUGGAUGACGACACUUGA
Messenger RNA from Mycena citricolor, 2127 nucleotides. The record is from the annotation of a GenBank genome assembly. NCBI's taxonomy places the organism in Eukaryota, Fungi, Basidiomycota, Agaricomycetes, Agaricales, Mycenaceae.